UCUGCUGCUCAAAUGCCCUUCUCCUCGUCCAAAAUAGAUUACCAACAGGAGUAUUUGAGCGCAGCAGACGAAGCAGGCACCUAUGCUAAGCUAGGACAAUAGCAUCUGUUUCUCUCCCCUCAUCCUUCUCAUCUAUCAAGGAAGAAAAGGAUUUGGAUUUCCCAAUCAUGGCCUGCAUUUUCACAAUUACUGCGGUACUCGUUAGCUUGUUGUUGAUCUUGAUUCGCCUGCUCUAUGUUUUGUACCGAACGGGCAAACCCCUCAAAACCAGAGGCUCAGCAGGCUUAACACCGCCACCCCUUAGUACACUCAUUAUAUUAGGCUCAGGAGGUCACACCGCAGAGAUGCUCAAUCUGUUAUCCGUGCUGCAAAAAGACAGAUUUUCCCCCAGGUUCUACAUUGCUGCUGCUACUGACAAUAUGAGUCUCCAGAAAGCUCAGUUGCUAGAAGAGACUGAGGAUAAGGUGGAAGAGAUUUCACGGUCACAGUUCAUGCAGAUCUAUCGAAGUAGGGAAGUGGGUCAAUCUUAUAUAACCUCUGCUUUGACUACUUUGAUUGCUACCGUUCAUGCGCUUUGGCUAAUGCUAAGUAUCAGACCUCAAGUGAUUCUAUGCAAUGGGCCUGGGACUUGUAUUCCACUUUGUGUAAUUGCAUUCUUAUUUAAGGUUGUGGGGAUUAAAUGGUCAUCUGUGUUUUACGUUGAGAGUAUAGCAAGAGUACAAAGGCUUUCCCUAAGUGGCUUGCUUCUUUACAAGUUGCGGAUAGCUGAUCAGUUCUUUGUCCAAUGGCCACAACUACAGAGGAAAUAUCCCCGAGCUCACUAUGUUGGCUGUCUCAUGUAGUCGCUUUGAUAGUUCCUAACAUCCCACAAGCUUUUACAAUCUACAAACCUAGUUGACAACUCAGAAACUUCACACUGAUGGAACUGACGAGAAUUGUGUUAUACCACCCACGAGGACUGGGUAAGAACUAAUCAACUGUUGUAAUGGUUUUUGUGCUAUACUGAUUUGAUAAUAAAUUCAGUUCACAGUGAUGCCAUUUUGAAAUGUUAA
Messenger RNA from Fragaria vesca subsp. vesca, 1052 nucleotides. Its product is annotated as UDP-N-acetylglucosamine transferase subunit ALG14 homolog. The transcript is spliced from 4 exons. Gene Ontology annotation, biological process: dolichol-linked oligosaccharide biosynthetic process. Gene Ontology annotation, cellular component: UDP-N-acetylglucosamine transferase complex. The record is from RefSeq and is a predicted model, not a curated record. Bases 168 to 842 code for a protein of 224 amino acids. NCBI's taxonomy places the organism in Eukaryota, Viridiplantae, Streptophyta, Magnoliopsida, Rosales, Rosaceae.